Messenger RNA from Mus caroli (Ryukyu mouse), 2448 nucleotides. NCBI's taxonomy places the organism in Eukaryota, Metazoa, Chordata, Mammalia, Rodentia, Muridae. The record is from RefSeq and is a predicted model, not a curated record.
CGCCUGCGCAAAACUGAUGAAGAUUGUCCAUCCUGGACCUCCGUAUGAUCUUUGCAGAGCAGGAGUUCAAUUGCCUAGUGGGAAAUGUAGUUCUAGCGCGAGACAGGCGACACUGCACGGCUGCGCGAAAAGGGGGAUGUGGGAUCCCCCCUUACCGGAACGCUGGGGACGCGUCCGGCCCCAGCGGUGCUCCAGUCCGGUAUGUAAAGCAGGUCAUGCUUCUAUGCUACUUGGUUCGUUUUCCCCACAGUAACAGGAGAGCCUUCCUGAGACUUUGUCAGUCCUACCUGUGACCCUGCCAGUUUUUUUUCAGUUGUGGGGUCUGAACCCGGAUGUCACUUGUGACUGAGGCUCCACAGUUCCCAGGGGCUCCUUUCAGGACUCAUAGAAACCUCCUGCACCUUGGUGAUGGCACAGAGGGACGGUUUUUAUUUUCCUUUGGAGCCUGAAUGACUGCCGAGAAGGAAGGCGAAAGUAAAGUGCUUGUCUCUGCUGGUGACUUCGGGCCGCAGGCCGUCAUAGUGAACCCCUUUCAGAACCCGAGGACAAGGCCCACCAGAACAUGAGUCAUGAGUGAAACAUCUUGCUCUUUUUUUAUUGAGAAAGAAUUUCAAGAUGGGCAGCUAGAAAGCGUCUCUGCUGGGCUCUCUUCAUCGUACAAGGACAAGGGUGCACUCAUGGCUUUCAGAGGAAUUCCUAUCUCCGAACUGACGAACCAUGGCAUUCUCCAGGCCCUGACGGCAGAAACUAACGGGUGGCAGCCAGGUGUUGUGAGUGAAGAGGUCCUCAGAGCCCAGGAAGAGUGGGAAGUGGUGGACACCAUCCAUCCAGACAUAGAGAGUGGAGUCCGCUCCCAGCAGCCUGGCCAGCUCAUCUCCUUCAGCGAGGCCCUGGAGCACUUCCAGAGCGUGGACCUUUCCUCUUUCAAGAAAAGAAUCCAGCCCACUAUUCAAAGGACUGGGCUCGCCGCACUCCGGCAUUGCCUCUUCGGGCCGCCAAAGCUGCACCAGGGUCUUCGGGAAGAAAGAGACUUGGUUCUCACCAUUGCUCAGUGUGGCCUGGACAGCCAAAACCCAACGCAUGGCCGAGUGCUCCAGACCAUCUACAAGAAGCUGACUGGCUCCAAGUUCGACUGUGCCCUUCACGGAGACCAUUGGGAAGACCUGGGCUUCCAGGGAGCAAACCCAGCCACAGACCUCCGGGGAGCAGGCUUCCUGGCCCUCCUGCACCUACUCUACCUGGUCAUGGAUUCAAAGACGUUGCUGAUGGCCCAGGAGAUCUUCCGCCUGUCUCAUCACCAUAUCCAGCAAUUCCCCUUCUGUUUGAUGUCUGUGAACAUCACCCGCAUCGCCAUCCAGGCCUUGAGAGAGGAGUGUCUCUCCAGGGAGUGUAAUCGGCGGCAGAAGGUCAUCCCGGUGGUGAACAGCUUCUACGCGGCUACUUUCCUUCAUCUAGCUCGCGUGUGGAGGACCCAGCAGAAGACUAUUUUAGACUCAGGCUUUGUCCUCAAAGACUUGGAAGCGUUGGCCAAGAAGAGCCCAAAACGACUGCUCAAGACCCUGGACGACUACCUCGCCCAGGUGUCAAAGGGACAGGCCUCCUUGUUGGAGGCACACAAGCGCCCUGGAUCACAGGGACCUCACUCCAAGGAUCUCACGUUCACAGGCGUGUGUGACCUGCAGUCUCACUCAUCUGAGAGUGCAGGGUUGAUCUGACCCACCACGGAGAGACCAGGACAGGCUGGGUUGCUGGGGCUCUCUGAACUAAAGAAUCAUGUCUGGGCCAAAGCCCUUCGUGCCCCUGUAGGUGAGACUAGGAGGCUCCCGGGUGUGUGUAGUGACACCCACGCCCACAUUUCUACACCAGCAGAGCACAUUCAGGCAGCUAGAAUUACCCUCCAUGCACGGAGUCUUCUGUCCUUCGCAGCUGGACUCCACUUCACAGGGUUGGACUCCUGAUAUCUCAGUGGAACUGAACAGACCAUACGGCCAGACAGACCUAUCAGAAUUGCCUACACGUCUGCACCUAGAGGCAGAGACCCUAGAAGCAACAACCAAGAUUCUGACUCCCAACAGCUGUCCCCAGUGUCUGUGGUUGGAAUUGGAAGGACAGAGACAGCAAUAUCUUUAGCCAGCAGGGGGCAGCACAACACAGAAAAAGUGACUGAUAGGCAGGUUCUCUCUUCCUCCAGCCACCGUUUUUUUUUCAAGGCACUUGUUUCCACCCUACCCUUCGCCUCUUUCCCCUUCCUCUCCUUUGCACACCAUUGUUUGUAAUCUAGAAAUGGGUACUUGACUGGCUAGACUAGUCAUUGAGCACCCCACCCCCACAGCCCACAGGCUGGAGCGCCUCUGGAGACCACUAUCUAUCUACCCUGGCUAAGAGGCAAAGGAAACUCACUCACCCACCAGCAGUUUUAGAAUAAAGGAAUUGUUGUAGUCUCUGGUA